UAAUUUUUAUGCAAACUUUGCCCUGAACUUUACAGGCACUAAUUCAUGGACUGAACAGACAUUACUAUUCCAUCACUAUCAACUACAGGAAGAAUGAACUAGAACAGAAGAUGUUGCUAAACUUGCAUAAGAAGAGUUGGAUGGAAGGUUUGACACUUCAGGACUACAGUGAACACUGCAAACUCAAUGAAACUGUAGUGAAGGAGAUGUUAGAAUUAGCUAAGAAUUAUAACAAGGCUGUUGAAGAAGAAGAUAAGAUGACACCUGAACAGCUGGCAAUAAAAAAUGUUGGCAAGCAGGACCCCAAACGUCAUUUAGAAGAGCAUGUGGAUGUGCUGAUGACUUCUAACAUUGUCCAGUGUUUAGCUGCUAUGUUGGAUACAGUUGUAUUUAAAUAACCCAUUUCCUGUUUGUGAUG
This is a messenger RNA of Meleagris gallopavo (turkey), 418 nucleotides long. The record is from RefSeq and is a predicted model, not a curated record. NCBI's taxonomy places the organism in Eukaryota, Metazoa, Chordata, Aves, Galliformes, Phasianidae.